AUGGCGGUCGAGCAUGAUGUCACGGGUAUUUUCUCGUCCUUCACCACUUACGUUGUACACCACUUUGAGACCGCUAUCAUGGGAGGCGGAGAACAUAUUCCAAUGAAUCACAGAAAGGUUUCAUAUGAUCCAGGACAAAAUGCAUACCUCCAUGCUGUGGUCGAUUUAGGCAGCAAUGGUAUCCGUUGUUCGAUUUCCGAUCUCUCGCCCCCGAGUACCCGAGUUCUUCCCACUGUCCACUUUCAUCGGGUAAACAUCUCUCUGUACGAGGCUCAAGUGGACCCCAAAACGGGCAAUCGAAUCCCCAUUCCACAGCAUGUCAUCGAUCGAGUUGUUAGCGCCAUAGUUCGCUUCCAGAUAGUUUGCGUGGAAAUCGGAGUACCGAACGACAAUAUACGGAUUAUUGCCACCGAAGCAACUCGAACGGCUCUCAAUGCCUCUGCAUUCAUCGAAGCGAUUCGCCAGAAGACCGGUAUCUCAGUGGAAGCACUACGAAAGGAGGAGGAGGGUGUGAUUGGCGCAUGGGGAAUCGCCAGCAGUUUUUCAGACGUGGAGGGACUCGCUCUCGACUUGGGAGGUGGGAGCAUGCAAAUGACAUGGAUCACUUCGCAUGCCGGCAACGUACACAUGAGCCAACAAGGAUCGGUCAGCUUUCCUUAUGGAGCAGCUGCCUUGACACAGAAACUGGCCGAUCUGAAACGGGACAAAAGUAAAGAGGAGGCCCACAAAGCUCGGGAGAAAUUUCGCAAAGAGAUGGCGGACAACUUUCGCGACGCCUUUAAGAGAAUCGAUGUUCCCGAACAUUUGGUGAAAAAAGCCCAGGAACAAGGAGGCUUUCCUCUAUAUCUCUCAGGAGGAGGAUUUCGGGGUUGGGGAUACCUCUUGUUGUAUCUCCACCAGACAAAGGGGCGCAGCUAUCCCAUCUCGAUCAUUAACGGAUAUACUGCGCCUAAGAAGGACUUCGAGGACACUGAAGCUCUCAAAGAGGUAGCUCGGACGGCACACGAGAUUUUCCGAGUCUCGGAUAGGCGGCGCAAACAAGUGCCAUCGGUGGCAUUUUUAGUGAACACAUUAGCGGAAUCAUUACCACAUGGAAUCAAAGAGGCCCACUUCUGCCAGGGUGGAGUAAGAGAAGGUGUGCUGUUUCGAGAGAUGCUCCCGGUCGUCCGCCAGCAGGAUCCUCUGGAGGUCGCUACAGCCCGUUAUGCCCCUUCUUCGGCGCAGGCCCUGGCUGCAUUGAUGUUGGCUGCCCUCCCUCGGCCGUCCGCCAAACGAUCGUUCCCAUCUUCCAUCAGUAUACAUCUAGUCCAGGCCUUUGCUAACAUUCUCUACUACCACGCCACCAUGUCCAAAGAGCUGUCUUCUAGUGCUGCACUUUUCAGCACUAGCACCGGGGUCUUGGCCUCUACUCAUGGAAUCCCACAUGCUCAUCGUGCACUGCUGGCACUGAUGCUCCAGGAGCGUUAUGGUGGAGAAUUACCACCCCGAGACAGGGAUUUUAAGACCCACCUCCAACGGAUCUUGACACCAGAGGAGGUCUGGUGGACACGCUAUCUGGGAAAGCUCGGCCUAGUGCUUAGUCAACUCUACCCAACCGGAUCUAUCGACACAUCUAAGCCUCGCAUUGUUCCUGCGGCACAAUGGCAGGAUGGGCUCGGGAAAAAGGGCGAAAAGGAAGGCUUGAAUCUGACAAUAUCCAUCCAAAAGGUGGCUUACGACCCGACUCACUUGAAGCAGGAGCUUGAGCACGACGUCCAAAGGAUCCAAAAGGUUGGGAAACGAAAGAACUGGAUUGGUGGGCGCGAUGGAUGGGGCAUCAAGGUCCGUGUCUCAGUGGUGGAGGAGAAUUUAUUGACCCCGGUGAGUGGAUAA
Penicillium soppii is the source of this 1872-nucleotide messenger RNA. RefSeq names its product putative transcription regulator (RTG2). NCBI's taxonomy places the organism in Eukaryota, Fungi, Ascomycota, Eurotiomycetes, Eurotiales, Aspergillaceae. Gene Ontology annotation, biological process: regulation of transcription by RNA polymerase II. The record is from RefSeq and is a predicted model, not a curated record. The coding region runs from base 1 to 1872 and encodes 623 amino acids. The transcript is spliced from 3 exons.